Molecule: messenger RNA, 1278 nt
Organism: Macadamia integrifolia
Lineage: Eukaryota; Viridiplantae; Streptophyta; Magnoliopsida; Proteales; Proteaceae
Product: two-component response regulator ARR5-like
Exons: 5
Coding region: 178-915 (245 amino acids)
Biological process (GO): phosphorelay signal transduction system; cytokinin-activated signaling pathway
Source: RefSeq, a predicted model, not a curated record
ACAGAGAGAAAGAGAGGCCAUGAGAGACAGAUAUAUACACAUCACGCUUGUAUAUAAAAAGAAGGCCAAGGAAUAGAGUUUCCUUCGUCCUUUGUAUUUUAUAUUUACUCUCUUUCCCUUCCUCUUCCUCUUAUCGCAAAAAGAAAAAGGACACCAGAGUUCAGAGAUCAUUCGUUAAUGGCGAGCAACGAAGUGCUUCCACAAAUUCCUGGACUGGAAAUGAAUGAGUUCUUCGAUACUUCACCACCGGAUUCUCAAGAACUACAUGUACUUGCCGUUGACGAUAGCCUCGUCGAUCGAAAGGUUAUCGAACGGUUGCUCAAGAUCUCUUCUUGUAAAGUUACUGCAGUAGAUAGUGGAACGAGAGCUCUUCAAUUUCUUGGGUUGGAUGGGGAGAAGAGCUCUGAGGGAUUCAGUGGUUUGAAGGUCAAUAUGAUAAUAACGGAUUACUGUAUGCCUGGAAUGAACGGAUAUGAGUUGCUGAAGAAAAUCAAGGGAUCUUCAACUUUCAGAGAGAUUCCAGUGGUGAUUAUGUCGUCCGAAAACGUCUUGCCACGAAUCGAUAGGUGUUUAGAGGAAGGAGCAGAGGAAUUUAUAGUGAAACCUGUAAAGCUAUCCGACGUGAAACGUUUGAAAGAUUAUCUAACAAGAGUGGGUGGUGGAGGUGAAGCAGACGCGAGAUGGAUCCAACAAAAUAACAAGAGAAAGUUGCAAGAAUCCACCACCACAGAUCUAUCAUCAUUAUCAUCAUCUUCUUCCUCAUCGUCACCGUCACCGUCACCGUCACCGUCACCAUCAUCGUCGCCGUCGUCGCCGGCCUCCUUGUCGAUGAUGUCAACACCAUCACCACCGUUGCCUGAAUCUCCUGAAUCUUCUUCAAGGCGACUUAAAACUAACCCCGAUUGUGAAUCAUGACUCUGCGGGGAACUUAUCAUCUUACCCAAUUUUUUUGGUUUCUUGGAGAAGAUUUUUGUGUUCUCUUUUUCCUUUUUUUUGUGGAUCAGACUUUUCUUGGUGUACAUCACAAGAUAAUUGAUACUGAUUUACUACCAUGUCUUCACAUGGUCUCUCCACUGCAAUUCAUGGCAGAUCAGGAGAUGAAAUGUCCAGAGAGAGAGAGGCUGUGAGAGUUUGGUUGUGUUGGUUUCAUGGUGGUUGGGUGAGUGAUUGAUGAAUCACAUUAACAGCAGAGCAUCACAGUUGUGAUGGGUUGUAAUUAAAUUAACCUGCAAAUGCAUCUACUACUACUACUUGAAUGAGCAAAUGAUUCUUCUUUCU